ACCAGAUGAGAAUCACAGUUUAACAGAAACGUUGUUUAGUCUUACAGACUCUAAUAACAUGGCGACAAGAAAGAUUCCGCGCAAGGACGAGCAACUUCUAAAGAAACUAAACUCAAUUCUGGCUCUGUAUAAGAGUUUCCAACAUGACGCCGAUGAGCGAGAUAAACUUAUCAUUAUACAGGCAUUGGAUGAUCUGCGCAAGAUUCUGACAGGGACGUACAUCUCCAAACCUAUGAAGGCAAAUGACGCGUCAGAGAUUGAACUGAUUUUAAAAGAUCUGAACUGUCACGUGAAAGCAAUGGCGCUGGACGAAUUGUUCGAUGAAGUAAAUGACAUGAAACUUAGAUUGGACGUAGUAGAGAAAAGGUUUGAACUUGAAGAUACUAGAAGACAUCCAAAGAUAUAUUUUCGCGAUGAGGAUGAAGAUGAAAUCUGGAGCAGAAUUAGCGCUAUGAGGAAAGAAACACUUGGCCAAUCAAGUUUAGUGUUAAGGUCAGACUUUCCACCAAACAUGCGCAAAGUGAGGUUUGAUUUACCAGACUCAACUUUUCGUGAGGAAGCUGGGUCAGAUGAGGAAAAUGCCAGAGCAGAAAGCGGGCCAGAAACAUCUGGUUGGGUACCAAACAACCUCCACUCAACCGAACAGCUACUGCGGAAUAGAGUUGGCGAUCAUGGUUUUCUUAGCGAAAGGCGAACACGUUUCCGACCGGCAAAAAGGCGUAACAUGUCGGCUAAUUAUACAGCUGUUCUGGAAAACGAGAAGAUAUUGAAAAGUGUUGGUAGGGCGCCGGUGCGCCAUGGAAAUACCGCUGCAACGACAACAACUAUGGCUUCAUGCGAUGGUGAAGAUAACAAACAGAAGAAGUCUAACAAUGAAACAUACCUCCGUUGUGGAGAGUGCCAGAGGAUUUUAAAAGAAAGAGAUAAGUUUUGGGGUUUGGAGUCUGAUUCAGAAGAGGAGGAAAUUAAAGAUUUUAAUGAGCACGUACGACGUCGCAGUCUGCAACGAGAUUCAAGAUCUUUUCAAACCCUAAAAGAAAAAACAGCAGACAAUGGUAGGUCUUGCAAAGGCAAACGAAUCGCUGGGCGUGGUACCUGGGUUACUCCAGCUUAUGUACCUCCAUGGGAAAUGAGAAGAGCUUCCAGCAACAGGGACUCUAUAAUGAGAGAAGAAGGAUGGUUUGGACAAAAGAAAGGAAUUGUAAAAAAGUUCUUUACUCGCCUGAAAGGUCACCAUCAUUGAUCUUUUAAGUCUGUGCUUAGUUUCGCACCUUCGUCCAAACUUUGUUUAACUUUCCUUGGUAUACAGUUAUCUUCGUUGUUCAGAAAGCACUGUUACUUUAAAGCACUUUGUAUGAUAAUUUAUCCUAAUUGAAAUGUCACAUGUUGUGUCCUUGA
This is a messenger RNA of Stylophora pistillata, 1398 nucleotides long. RefSeq lists its product as uncharacterized. Lineage: Eukaryota; Metazoa; Cnidaria; Anthozoa; Scleractinia; Pocilloporidae. The record is from RefSeq and is a predicted model, not a curated record.